Molecule: messenger RNA, 2003 nt
Organism: Puccinia graminis f. sp. tritici CRL 75-36-700-3
Lineage: Eukaryota; Fungi; Basidiomycota; Pucciniomycetes; Pucciniales; Pucciniaceae
Exons: 6
Coding region: 64-1770 (568 amino acids)
Biological process (GO): protein N-linked glycosylation
Cellular component (GO): endoplasmic reticulum membrane
Molecular function (GO): GDP-Man:Man(3)GlcNAc(2)-PP-Dol alpha-1,2-mannosyltransferase activity
Source: RefSeq, a predicted model, not a curated record
CUUUACUCCGCCAGUACACAGUAGGAUGUAUGCGUGUGAGAUCGAGGGAAAGCGGUCAACAGGAUGUACUUCAUCUACCAGCUACCUCCACCAAUCUCACUCAUCCUCAUCAUCUCAUUCAUAUCCACAUCAGUCUACAUCAACCUACGGCUCACCAGAUUCGUACUCAAGACUUAUGCCGGAUUACUCCAGAGGAGAAACCUCAAGAAUCGGGCCAAAUUACUCUCUCUGAUCGGGAUCAAGGAUGAAGGAACCGCAACCAAGAAGGUGAUCAUCGGAUUCUUACAUCCCUAUUGUAAUGCUGGCGGUGGAGGCGAAAGAGUGCUCUGGACAGCCGUGGCACUACAUCAACGAACCGAACCUGAUACGAUCUGCGCGAUCUAUACUGGUGAUCUCGAGGUAUCCAAGCAAGAAAUCAUUCAUAAAGUUAAGAGUCGCUUUGGGAUCAUACUCGACCCAUCUUCCUUGCUCUUGGUCCCCUUGAAAACUCGCUAUCUCGUCGAAGCAUCUACCUGGCCUCGUUGUACCCUACUAGGCCAAUCUCUCGGAAGUCUCGUCUUGGGAUAUGAGGCUCUUUCGGCUCUGAUCCCUGACAUUUAUAUCGAUACGAUGGGCUAUGCAUUUACCUUUCCUGUCUUUCGAUUGCUCACCGACGUACCCAUCGGCGCAUACGUCCAUUACCCCACAAUCAGUAAUGACAUGCUCCAACGAGUCUCGAGAAGAAAUUCAGCACAUAACAAUAGUUCCACCAUCAGUAAUAGUGUUGUCCUAAGCUAUGCUAAACUGAUCUAUUACAUCAUCUUCGCAGAGCUGUACUCUUUCUGUCUAAGGCAGGCCCAUCAUCUCAUGGUCAAUUCGAGUUGGACGAAAAACCAUAUCGAUCGCCUACUCCAACCAUGGUUAUAUCGGGACGAGGUGGAGAGUGAAGAAACUCCCCAAGACUGGACCACCUCCUCGGAUCCAUCCCAAUCCAAAUCCCUGAAACCUGGUGGCCUUCGUCUCCGAAUUCCUUCAACAAAGGAUGAGCGGAAUGAUACAACUAACAUCCCCAAAAGAAAAAGUAGAAAAUUCGUCAGAUCGACUGUUGUUUAUCCUCCCUGUGAUGUCGAAAGCUUUCUCGAUUUCCCCAUCUCUCCCCGCAAGUUGACGAUCCUUUCGAUCUCCCAAUUCCGACCGGAGAAAGAUCAAGGAACGCAGAUCAAGGCAUUUGCGCGAUUCUUGUCGACUUUAGAGUCCGAUGAUCCUCGACGAACGGAGAUCAAGUUGGUUCUGGCAGGCAGCUGUAGAGACCAUGCCGACCAUGAAAGGGUCGCUCAGUUGAAGGAGUUGGCUCAUCAACUCGGAGUCUCGCAGACGGUCCUUUUCUUGGUUAAUGUUAGCUGGGAUCAGUUGAAGAAUCUCUUGAAGGAAUCGUUGGUCGGUAUUAGUACGAUGAUCGACGAACAUUUCGGGAUCAGUAUCGUUGAAUUCAUGGCAUCGGGUAUGAUUCCAUUAGUCCAUCGUUCCGCCGGUCCAUUACUCGACAUCGUCGUCCCAUUAGGUCAUCAUCAUCAAGGCUCGGAAGAAAGACGGACAGGAUUCCAUGCAGAUGGGGAGGCUGAAUACGCCGCCCACCUCGCACACAUCUUCUGCUCCUUAAGUCCCGACGAACGCAUCCAGAUCCAAUCCGACGCCCGUCUACUCGCUCGCACUAAGUUCGGCGUCGGCCAGUUCGAACGGCUUUGGAUCAACUCCUUUCGACAAAUCGUCGCUAAAAAUCAGCCCGAUUGAAAGUCCGGCGUAUUUUUUUCCCUUUCUCUUUCUUUGAACUUACGUAUUUGCGUUUUUUGUUUGUUUGUUUGAUCGGGUUGGUCUCUCGGGCCUUCUUAAUUUAUGGCUUGUUUUUCAUUCUUUCCACAUUAACAAAACUCAAAGAAGUAAUGAUGAUCGUGAUGAUCAAAGGUCUCUAAAGAUUUGUUAUGCUUCGUUGGAUGGUCCUCGUUCCACCCAACGAUAUAUGUAUU